CGAAGAAGAUGACUUGUUUUUACAGCCGUUUCAAUCGUUGUGUUUCUCGUAUUUUCUAACUUUUACAAUCCCUCUUCUGGAAAGUGUUACAGAAUAUUGAAGUCCACCUAUGUUCUUACCACGAAGUUUGGCACAAAGCACGAUUAAUGCAAUUGGAGUAGCCUAAAUACUUACCCGUUGUCACCUUUCACAUUUAGUCUUUUGAAUGCAACUCUAUAACAAUUUUAACUUUGAUUCCAGGCAUUUUUAGACAUGUCACUUGUCGCAACAAUGUCUACCCAAGGACGCAGACUCUCCGAUUUCCCGUUCCAGAUGAUUUUGUCUUUUGGACAAUGCCGUAUAAUGAUUACAUGCCUCCCAUAUAUACAGCUUCGCACAUUAGAGGACAAUCCUGGGCAGAUCCUGAUAUAGGAGCGCCACUUUUUAAACCCCGAUGGAAUUUUCAAGAUCGUGAUGUUAAUCGGCUGUCCCAUAUGGGGAAAUACCAAAUUGACUCUUCUGGCUAUCCUUUGAAUCCUAUAGGACGCACUGGGCUGCGCGGUCGUGGUUUGUUGGGUCGGUGGGGACCCAAUCAUGCUGCUGAUCCCAUCGUCACACGGUGGAAACGCGACAAAAAUGGUUCUGUUAUCAAACAUAACGUCAGUGAAAAGAAUAUACUACAAAUGAUAACUAUACAAAGACAUGAUAACAGAAUGUGGGCUAUUCCUGGUGGUAUGGUUGAUCCAGGAGAGAAAAUAACUACAACACUCAAACGGGAGUUCAUGGAAGAGGCUUUAAACAGUUCAGGUGGAAAUCAAGCAAUGAUAGAAGAAUUUUUUGCUACCGGUUCGGAAGUGUAUAGGAGCUAUGUGGACGAUCCGCGCAACACCGAUAAUGCCUGGAUUGAGACAGUUGCCUGCAAUUUUCAUGACGAAAUGGGAACUAAAGUAGGUGCUCUCCAAUUAUCGGCCGGCGAUGAUGCAAUGAAUGUUAAAUGGUGCGACAUUGAUGGCAAUAUGCUCUUGCAUGCUAACCAUGCGACCAUCGUCGAACAUGUUGCUAAGCGCCUUAAAGCGCAUUGGUAAAUCCCAGGUCUGGAAAUUUCCUCUAAUCACCAUUUAUUAAGUUAAGGAUUGUUGUAUUAAUUUUGUUCGUUUUAUUUGUAAUAUUCAGAAAUACGUUUAAGAGAUUAGUUUCUUUCCAUCAGCGUUGGAAUUAAAAAAGUGGUCUCGAAAAUUAAAUCUUACCGAAUAUGGUGAUUAAAUUCCUAAAAUAAGAUUUAUGAUCUCUCAAUGAAAUUUUUUGUGAUAAUUUAGAUAUGGAACUUCUCGAGAGAAAAAAUUGUUGUAGUAGAUAUUUGUCUACAACUCACCUUAGGUUAGUUCAACUUCGUAUAGUUAGAAAUACACUGGACACGAGUAGUAUUAAGAUAGCGCUAUGUUAAGGAAGUAAUUCUUGCAACAAUUAUAAUAAUACAUUUUCACGCUUUAUAUUAUCGAAUAAAUAUAGAACUCC
This is a messenger RNA of Glossina fuscipes, 1494 nucleotides long. RefSeq names its product ADP-ribose pyrophosphatase, mitochondrial. Lineage: Eukaryota; Metazoa; Arthropoda; Insecta; Diptera; Glossinidae. The record is from RefSeq and is a predicted model, not a curated record. The coding region runs from base 333 to 1064 and encodes 243 amino acids. Gene Ontology annotation, molecular function: ADP-ribose diphosphatase activity. The transcript has 4 exons.